Messenger RNA from Melanotaenia boesemani (Boeseman's rainbowfish), 3571 nucleotides. It is a transcript of the gene fbxo8, whose product is annotated as F-box protein 8. Bases 173 to 1159 code for a protein of 328 amino acids. Gene Ontology annotation, biological process: regulation of ARF protein signal transduction. Lineage: Eukaryota; Metazoa; Chordata; Actinopteri; Atheriniformes; Melanotaeniidae. The record is from RefSeq and is a predicted model, not a curated record. The transcript is spliced from 8 exons. Gene Ontology annotation, molecular function: guanyl-nucleotide exchange factor activity; protein binding.
CAACCUUGCUAGCUGAAAGUUCCACCGUUGAUGUUUACAACAUCGGAGUGGACAUGUUUAUGCGACACAGGAGGCGUUGGACAGACUGAGAGUAAAAGGACACCUAGACAAUGCUUUAAACUCCUGACUGUUACUGCCUUGUCUACAGGUGAGGUGUGGGAGGUCGACUUAGAUGGGUCAAGCACUGUGGAGGUUACCUCCUCGACAACAGCUGGAGCUUCAGGAAGAACUAGUAGACCACCUGUCUGACCAAGGAGGAGGCGGGAAACAAGAACCAGGGAAAGAUGGAGGUUCCCAGAGAAGAGCUCCGCAGCAUUGCUAUGGUCCUGACAUCUACCAUCUACUAAGAACACGUAGGGGAGGUAAAGAGCAGCAUGGCUUCAUAGAUUUGGAUAUGUUGCCACCUGAAUUGGGUAUUACCAUACUGUCAUACCUGAAUGCUACGGAUCUGUGCCUGGCUGGCUGUGUGUGGCAGGACUUGGGAAAUGAUGAAUAUCUCUGGCAGGGGCUGUGCAAGUCCACAUGGGGGCACUGCUCCAUUUACAACAGAAAACUACCUGCCGGUUUCUCCUACAGAAGACUGUACCUGCAGCUAGAUGAAGGCAGCUUGACAUUCAAUGCUAACCCACAAGAGGGUAUAAGCUAUUUCAUGUCUAAAGGUAUUCUAGCAGAUCAUCCGACAGAGCUGGCUAAGUUCAUUUUCUACACCAGACGGCUCAACUGGAAGAUGCUGAGGAUUUACCUCGACGAGAGGCGGGAUGUCUUGGAUGAGUUGGUGACCCUUCAUAACUUCAGUAACCAGUUCCUCCCUAAUGCUCUACGGGAUUUUUUCAGACACAUCCACGCACCUGAGGAGAGAGGAGAGUAUCUGGAAACCCUCAUUACCAAGUUCAGUCACAGGUUUUGUACCUGUAAUCCUGGGCUGGUCCAUGACCUUGGCCUUAGUCCUGUUUGCCGUUCUGUCGUUGCAGAUGCUGUGUACGUGCUGUGUUACAGUCUGAUCCUGCUGUCCAUCGACCUCACCAGCCCACAUGUAAAAAACAAAAUGUCAAAGAGGGAGUUUAUCAGGAACACUCGCCGAGCAGCUCACAAUGUUUCGGACGACUUCGUAGGUCAUCUCUACGAUAACAUAUACCUUGUUGGUCACGUGGCUGCAUAGCUCUAUGUUAGAGUUUCCACAUCGCACUGAAUGGUGGAGGUUGGGUUCCUGUUUGGGAAGUAGAGAACUUUUCAUUUAACAAUCUAUGACAAGUCUGAGAAGAAAGACAUAAAAUGAUCCACUUUAUCUUAAGACGGACUGUCUUACCAGACAUUAAUAACCUCACCACACUGUUAGUUCAAGGUGAAGUAAAAUAUUUAAUUUAAAAGAAGAACUACAAAGAUGGAGGUUUUGAAGUGAGUGAGUUCUGAUACUGCACUGAAGAAGAGGAAGAAAACUGCCCUCCGUCACAAAUACCAGGACAGUUCUGCAGAUUUCCUGUUGACUAUGGGCAAUCUCCAACUCAUCGUCCGGAUCUCUGGAUGAGGCCUCCGGCUCAUCGUCCGGAUCCCUGGAUGAGGCCUCCGGCUCAUCGUCCGGAUCUCUGGAUGAGGCCUCCGGCUCAUCGUCCGGAUCACUGGAUGAGGCCUCCGGCUCAUCGUCCGGAUCUCUGGAUGCGGCUCAUCGUCCGGAUCUCUGGAUGAGGCCUCCGGCUCAUCCAACUCAUCCAGAUCAUUGUCCGGAUCUCCAGCUAAUCGUCCGGAUGAGAACUCCGGGUGAGGUGUCUGGAUCAUCGUCAGGAUGAAGCCCACACAUAUCUGAACAAAUCUAUAAGUUUGGUCUUUUUCCUGAGAUUGAAUUGAAGCACAGCGUAUUGGGUCUCAUGCAAGAAUCCGCUGAGAUUUUCUGAAACCCCUCCUCUUAAACUAUCUGAAACUCUGAUUUAGACUAAAACUGCAGAUCAUUUUUGGAAGGUUUAAUGAUUGUUAGAAACCCUUAACCUGUAACUGUUGCCUGUUUCAGUUUGAAGGCAGGGUUGAUUAAGAAGGUGCACGUUGUCUGUGAGGUGGGAGGAAGUAGCUAUCUGACCUUUUAAAGGGGCUGAGUUGUAGAAAACUCUGAUCAUUCUGACUGCCGUCUACUGCAGGUAAGGAUUUCACACAGCCUCGCCUGAAGGAAAAUCUCUUUACGUCCUGCUGCUGUUAGAAAGCAACCUGCAGUAGGAGAAUAAAGCCAGCAGUGUCAGAUGAUGAUACAGGACGGCGACUUGCAUCACAGUCCCUCAGUUUUAAUCCCUGAUUGGUUGGAAGAUGUCCUUCAGGAAGUAAAACCAGUUAUUUAUUGGUAGAAAAGUCACUUUGAUACUAUCUGUACACUACAAGGCUGAUUAAACCAGACCUAGUCCACAUCUGGACCUGGUCCAGAUCCAAUGUGACCAAUUCAAACCUGGUCUAGAGCCACACUGACCAAUCGAGACCUAUGCUGACUGGUCCAGCCGCAGUCCAUACCCAGUCAACAUCUGGUCUGACUAGUCCAGAUCCGGUCCAUACCCAGUAUAGGUCUGGUCUGAUAGGUCUAGAUCCAGUCCAUACCCAGUCCAGAUCUGGUCUGACAGGUCCAGAUCCUGUCCAGACCACCUGUGAAAACAAUAGAAACUCUCAGUAGUGUUCUUUACAAACCAAAUUCUGUUUUGAAAUAAAUCAUCAGAAGUCCAAGUCUAAAUGAAUCAGGAUUAUUUCAUGGUGUCGCUGGUUUGAUGCCGAGUGAAGAGCAUGUUUAGUGUUUUCAACUGGCUGACUGAUUUCAUCAUUAGCAAGAAAAUGGUUUAAUGAUUGAGAAAUAUAAUGUGUUCUUUGCUAGGAGAGAAAAACCUGUGUUUUAUUACUAAGACCAUAUUUUUACACUGUUUAAUGUAUUUACCUGUUAAAGUUUAGUCAUAAUUCUUAUGGUAAUCAGCUUCCUGUUCAUCCUUUUGCUAUUUCUGCCAUGACUUUAGAGUAUUAUCCAUCAUUUUAAAUUAAACCCGUUUUAGUAGCCAACACUAUGACCACUUCAGCUGUCAUGAAGUCCAGAAAUUAAUAAGAAAAGAUGAGUCACAAAAAUAUAUCUGGUACCAUAACAAGCUGUUUGCUUACAUAUAAAAUACAUAAAAUGCUGGAUAACACUUGUCAUUUCUUUAGUUUUAUUUUAAUUAAAAUAUUUUAAUUCUUGAAGUAUAUUGGCCUACAUCUGAAGGAAACAAUAGAUGAAGCUUCUGAAGACAUAAUGCAUAUAACACAGGUUCCACUGCUACAAGACAAUAAAUGGAAAUGAAUCUACACAUUAAAUAAAUCUGGAAAUAGUGGUUAUUGUGGAUGUUCACAUCCAUGAAAUAUUUCCAACGGUUCCUUUUUUUAAAGUAAGCCGGUCUAACCCAGUGGAAGUCACCCUGUGGUUGUAGUUCUUGCCAGCAGCCAUAUGUAGCCACAUCCACACAGGAUGAGAACGUCCAACAUUUUUCCAUCUGAAGCUCUUUGUUUUAAUGAAGCGGUGAAACAGAUGAUGUCUGCAAAGGAUGUGGUGAUUAAUCAAUUAAAAUCCUGGAGAAAAACA